This is a messenger RNA of Ictalurus punctatus (channel catfish), 1365 nucleotides long. RefSeq names its product retinol-DH_like_SDR_c domain-containing protein (gene crdh). Lineage: Eukaryota; Metazoa; Chordata; Actinopteri; Siluriformes; Ictaluridae. The transcript is spliced from 7 exons. Bases 75 to 1088 code for a protein of 337 amino acids. The record is from RefSeq and is a predicted model, not a curated record.
UAAUGAGCAGACAAGUGUUUGGAAGUUAACUUUCUGUUGGCUGGCAAAACUGAGCUCUCCAUUUUGCAUAUGACAUGAAUCUAUAUAUCGCUGUUUCUCAUCUGUGGGAGGAAAUGACAUUGAAUCAUCUGGCUAAAUAUGGGGUAAUAACUGCAGCUACAGUUAUUAGUCUGGCUGUGUUGAGAAAGUGGAUUGCAGGUGGAGUUUGCUACAGUUGUGUGCGAUUAGAUGGCAGGACUGUUGUCAUCACUGGUGCCAACACUGGCAUUGGAAAAGAGACAGCGCAUGAUAUGGCUAAGAGAGGAGCACGUGUUGUGAUGGCUUGUCGAGACCUCUCAAGAGCAGAGAAGGCUGCAGAAGAGAUACGCUGCUCCACAGGAAAUGGUAAUGUGGUGGUACGGCAUUUGGAUUUGGCCUCCUUCUUCUCAGUACGACAGUUUGCACAGGAAUACAUCGCCACAGAAGACCGAUUAGACAUACUAAUUAACAAUGCUGGAGUGAUGAUGUGUCCCCACAGUCUAACAGUGGAUGGGUAUGAAACUCAGUUUGCUGUCAAUCAUUUGGGCCAUUUCCUCUUGACUGUUUUGCUCCUGGACAUGCUGAAGACAUCUGCCCCCAGCCGUGUAGUCAACGUGUCCAGCAUUGCUCAUAAAGGGGGAAAGAUCCACUUUAAUGAUCUCAACUUCACCAAAACACCAUAUGACUCCUUGAUUAGCUACAGGCAGAGUAAACUUGCAAACAUGCUCUUCACCAGAGAGCUAGCACGUCGGACCAAAGGUUCCGGAGUAACAGUGUAUGCACUGCACCCCGGAGUGAUCCACACUGAAUUGGGCCGGUAUGUACAGACGCGCCACCCUGUUCUCAGCACCCUUUUAAUCAUUCCAGCCCUCCUCCUGAUGAAGACCCCUAAGCAGGGAGCUCAGACCUCUAUCUACUGCGCUGUUGCUGAGGGACUGGAAAACUACAGUGGUUGCUACUUUAGUGAUUGUCAGCUGAAGGAGCCACCACUAGAGGCUAAAGAUGACCUUGCUGCAGUCAAACUUUGGGAUGUGAGUUCUCAACUGGUAGGCUACAAAGAAGAGGCUUGACAUCAGCCAGGGUCCAAAAAAACAGUGAUCUUCCAUCACCAUCACAUGCCUGCAGUGUAUGCUUUUAAAUUAGUUUAAUGUUUACUGUACACUUUAUAAAACGUCAUAAAAUGUGAAAUUUUGUUAAAUUAAACUCCCUGGACAUGUCAUCGGGUCCCGACUCACUGUCGUAACUACAUACCUUUCCUAUUAUUUUCUCUAUAGUUUUUGAAUGAAUCCCACUUUUCACUAAAUAAUAUACUUUCUAAUAAAUAAUUGUAUACAGUUGUAUCUGUAG